CUUAAUUUUUCGGUCUCCGUUAUACUAUUAAUUAACUGCUUGUUUCGUGCCAAAUGAGCUUAGUCUACAAGAGUUUCCCAAUUUUACACUAAUUUGUUGUUUUUAUUUUUUAUUUUCUACAGUAAUCGUCAUUCAAAUUCAGAGGCAACAAUGGCAACAUCACCAAAAGUGGAGUCUUUCUUGCAAAACUGGAAGAAGAUAUUUGUAGCAUCAUGUCUAUUUGCUGUUCUGCUGGAUCCAUUGUUUCUCUACAUUCCUAUGAUGAAGGAUGAUAUCAAGUGCAUGAUGUCUGACAGAAACUUGAAGAUUGCCGCUCUUCUUUCAAGAUCACUCACUGAUCUUCUCUAUAUAUUUGAUAUUAUUUUUCAAAUUUAUACAUCUGACAAGUAUUCGAGUUUCAUGAAUGAAUAUCGUCGUAGACAUUAUCGCUCGAAAAAAAGAUAUUGGAGGAAAUUUUUUGUGCCAACAAUAAUUAAGACAAUGUGGGGGUCAUACAAUAUCCUAAUUGACAUUUUGUCUAUUCUUCCGCUUCCACAAGUAGCAAUUCUCAUUAUCUUUUCAAAAAUGAGCGACUUGAGAUCUUUGACGGCAAUAAGGAUGGUUAUCAUGAACCUUUUUGCUUUAUUGCAAUAUGUGCCACGGGUUCUUCGCAUCUACUUAUCAUGUAAAGAAAUUAAAAUGACUCCUAAAAAAGACACUGGAGUGACUGCCAAAUGGGUUAAAGGUCUCUUGCAUUUCUUUAUGUACAUCCUUUCUUGUCAUGUACUUGGUGCCAUAUACUACUUUUUUGCUAUUCAAUGUAUGGCCACUUGUUGGCAUAAUGCAUGUCGCAAAGCAAAUGGAUGUGACACUAGUACUUUUGGAUGUUAUGAUCACCACACAGAUAGAAAUAUUACAUUUCUAAAUGAUUUAUGCCCUAUAAGUCCAGUGAACACAACGCUCUUUGAUUCUGGUAUAUAUAUUACAGUCCUUCAAUCUGGUAUAAUGGGAUCAACAAAUUAUUUUCAAAAGUUCUCAAAUUGUUUUUGGUGGGGACUGCGAAAUUUGAGUUCUCUUGGUUCAAAUCUUCAGCCUAGCGUGGAUGGAUGGGAAAACCUCUUUGCAGCGUUCACCUCUAUAAUUGGAUUGCUUUUAUUAUUAUAUCUCAUUGGAAAUUUGCAGACAUACAUGCAGUUGGGUACUCAAAGAACAGAGGCGCAUAGACACAGGAUGAACAUGGAACAAAAGAUGAAAGAGAAAGAUAAAGAGACGGACUUGUGGUUAUCUGCAAAUUGCAUCCCCAAAGGCUUGCAUGAGGAUAUGAAGUUGAAGAUCAUGGAGAAGGUACAACAAGAAGUUGAAGAAAACAGGAAUGCUGAUUUGGACUACAUCCUCUCUAUUCUUCCCUUGGAUCUUCAGUCAUAUAUUAAAGAUUGUACGCCUAUGGCUAGGUUGAAUCAAGUGCCCAUGUUGCGAAACAUGGAUGAAGAUGUGUUGAGAAGAAUUUGUCCGUAUCUUGAGCGCAGGGAGUUUGAUGACAAUUCUAUCAUUAUUGAAAAGGGUGAACCACUUGAUAUGAUGCUAUUCAUUGUGGACGGACUUGUAUCCAUUGAAACGAGAGAUGGUUCUUCUUCUUCUAAUAAUAAUUUGCAGCAACGACCUCGACGUGCAGGAAAAGUAUGUGGAGAAGAACUUCUACUUUGGCCAUUGUCGGUAUCAUAUCCUGACAACGUAACCUUGGCAACCGAGUCUGCUAAGGCAAUAGGUCAUGUUGAAGCCCUUGUUCUCACAGCUAGAGACUUGCGUAGAGCGUUAACUUUUUAUCAAAUAAAAAAGGACUAUUUGGUUGGGAUGAUGCGUAGAACAUUUAGUGCAAAAGAACUUGAGAUGGCAACAGACAACUACCAUCCAAAUAGAAUCAUUCGUCGUAAAGGGAACUAUGCAUCCUUUUACAAAGGGGUACUGCCAGAUGAUGAUAAAACAGUGGUUGCGGUAAAGAAGUACACAACUAUUUAUCAUCAAUAUGCAGCUAUUGAGGCGGCUGUUGCUUCUCAGACCAACCACAUAAAUGUGGUGAGGUUCUUAGGUGCUUGUGUGGAACCACAGCCACAAGCACUGGUUUUUGAGUACAUUCCCAAUGGCACACUUUUUGAGCACAUUCAUAGAGAAGCAGCAGCAGGCAGCUUUGAAGGAUCAUCAUCGUCACCAACUGCUCUACUUUCAUUGGACUUACGACUCAAGAUAGCGUCAGAAACAGCUGGAGCACUAGCUUACUUACACUCACUCACUCCGCCAAUCAUACACCUAUUUUUGUCGACAAAACAUAUACUAUUGGAUGAUCAUUACACUGCAAAGUUGUCUGCCAUUGGACAGUGGCAAAUAACUUUUCGGGAAUCAGAUUAUUUAAACCAAGGAUACUUUGACCCUAAUUUUGAAUUAUACUGUGCAGCAGAAAAGGGUGACGUCUAUAGCUUUGGAGUUGUCCUGGCGGAGCUACUAACAAGUCAAAAGCCAGCUUCUCCUUACAGAGGGGAAGAGCCACCCCUGGCAACCUGUCUUCUAUCCUCAAUGGAAGAGGGUCGCUUGAAUCAAAUUCUGGAUGGUAAAAUAAUAUUCAAUGAAGCAACUUCUGAGACGGCCAAAAAGGUGGCAGAUCUGGCAAAAAGAUGUUUAAGGUCAAAAAGGGAGGAAAGGCCUUCCAUGGAGCAAGUAGCCGUGGAGCUUGAGGGAUUGCGCAAAUUUAUGGCAGAGUAUCAAAGGGGAGAACCCAGUUUCUCAAACAGCCCAACCUCUUUGCAACCGUAA
Molecule: messenger RNA, 2784 nt
Organism: Prunus persica (peach)
Lineage: Eukaryota; Viridiplantae; Streptophyta; Magnoliopsida; Rosales; Rosaceae
Product: cyclic nucleotide-gated ion channel 1
Exons: 6
Coding region: 151-2784 (877 amino acids)
Biological process (GO): monoatomic ion transport; transmembrane transport; protein phosphorylation
Cellular component (GO): membrane
Molecular function (GO): ATP binding; protein kinase activity; monoatomic ion channel activity
Source: RefSeq, a predicted model, not a curated record